Molecule: messenger RNA, 882 nt
Organism: Debaryomyces fabryi
Lineage: Eukaryota; Fungi; Ascomycota; Pichiomycetes; Serinales; Debaryomycetaceae
Exons: 1
Coding region: 1-882 (293 amino acids)
Source: RefSeq, a predicted model, not a curated record
AUGCCUCCAAAACUCUUGGAAAGUACAGAAAGUACGAAUAAUUAUCCCAAUAUUGAAAAGUUGAAAGAAAAAUAUUCACCUCAAAAGAGGAUUCCACCGCCUUCAAGAGGUCCUUCAGAGUCAUUUUCUAAGAAUUACAAGGUGUUUGCUACAGCACCUAAGAGAAAUGGAACAAUAAGAAAUCCGAGAAACAUUAAUGGUAUUGAAAAACAGGAUUUAACUAUCAAUUUAUUGGCACCACCCAUACUGGCAUCUAGAAAUAGCUCGCCUGAAAUUAGAAGCGAUGAUAGUUUAAGUUCCAAUGGACCAAAAAGAUUAUCAACUAGCGGAGGACUUUCGCCAAUAAGGAGAAGUGGUUCACCUGUGAGAAGACGACAUAUAUCAGAAAUUGAACUGGAAUUGAAUCAUGAAUCAAUUAAGGGGAACACAGAAACUCAUGAAAGAGUUGGUUCAUUAGGAGAAAAGGCAAGAUACCAAGAAUCUCAAGCUACCAAGAGACAAAAGGUUAGCUUCAAUAAUGAAGUAGAGUAUAAUGAUACUUUUACAACCUCCAGUUUAAACGAUGACAUUGACUUACAUACAGCUACAAUACUGGACUCUAAGGUGCGAAAUUACAAUAAUGAGAAGAUAAAAUCUACUAUAACAGAAGGACCACAGGAAAAAGCGAACGUACGAGUGAACGUCCUGAAUAUGAGCAGGGCAGCAAGAAGUGAUAGAUUCAUGGAGGAGGUAGAUUUAAGGUUGAAAUCUCUUGAGGAUACUCAAAAGGAGUUAUUAGAUAUACUAUCUAAAUCUACAGCGGAAUCAGAUACUAUACAAAGAAUUAAUAAAUUACAAGAAUCGAUGAUUCAAUUGCAUAACUCUAUAAAACGUGGCACUUAA